CGACUCCCUCCAUGGUUAGGAAGCUUCUGGAAGAGUUGCUGUGAACUGACGUCUCCCAGAAGCUGAGGGUUCAAAACAUCUUCGUAAAAGGUUAUCUGUCAGAGGCAACAUGGUCAAGGAAACUGGCUUUUAUGAUACACUGGGUGUGAAGCCUAAUGCUACUCCUGAUGAACUGAAAAGGGCCUAUCGCAAGCUAGCUUUGAAAUAUCACCCUGACAAAAAUCCUACUGAAGGAGAGAAGUUCAAACAGAUUUCACAGGCCUAUGAGGUGUUGUCAGAUGCCACGAAGAGAGAGGUAUAUGACCGUGGAGGUGAAAAGGCUAUCAAGGAAGGAGGAACAGGUGGUGGUGGUGGUGGGGGGAGCUUUGCAUCCCCAAUGGAUAUCUUUGACUUGUUUUUUGGGGGAGGCAGCCGAAUGCACAGAGAACGAAAAGGGAAAAAUAUUGUUCAUCAGAUUUCAGUGACGCUGGAAGAUCUUUAUAAUGGAGCAACACGAAAACUUGCUGUCCAGAAGAAUACCAUUUGUGAGAGAUGUGAAGGUCGUGGUAGUCGUAAAGGAGCAGCACAAAUGUGCAUGUCUUGCCAUGGAACAGGAAUGCAGGUUCGCGUACACCAGUUAGUACCAGGUAUGGUACAGCAAGUGUCCACAGUGUGCCAUAGUUGCCAGGGACAAGGACAGAGAAUCAACCAGAAGGACCGCUGCAAAUCAUGUGGAGGGCGGAAGAUCCUGCGACAGAAGAAGAUCUUGGAAGUCCACAUUGACAAAGGGAUGAGAGAUGGCCAGAAAAUUGUUUUCCAUGGAGAGGGAGACCAGGAGCCAGGACUUGAACCAGGUGAUAUCAUCUUUGUCCUGGACCAGCGAGAUCAUUCAAGUUUCACCAGGAAAGGGGAGGACCUCAUCAUGUCCAUGGAGUUACAGCUGGUAGAGGCUCUGUGUGGUUUUAAGAAGCCUGUUCAGACACUGGACAACAGAACUAUACUCAUCACGUCGCAUCCAGGGGAGCUGAUCAAACCUGGAGACACAAAGUGUGUCCUGAAUGAAGGGAUGCCCAUGUAUCGCAGACCGUUUGAAAAGGGACGUCUUAUUAUCCAUUUUUCGGUGGUGUUCCCAAAAGCCAACUUCCUCCCCAAGCAUAAGCUGAAAGAGCUGGAGCGCUACCUUCCAGAGAAGAAGGAUGCAGAGCAGCCCGACAGCAUGGACGAUGACCUGUACAUCUACGCUGACCUGGAGGACUGUGAUUAUGAGAACAGAAAAAGAUACAAAAAUCAGUACUACUACAUGGAUGAAGACGACUACGCUAGCACUGGUGGCGUUCAGUGCCACACGUCUUAAAUAACAGCUGAUCUCUGCCUCUUCCACGAGCCCAAAUCCUCAUCUCAAAUGCAAAGCACCUUUUUGGAAUUUUGUGCACUUUUUAUUUUGUUACAUUUCUUAAAAUCAUUUACUCUUUAAGUUUUCUUUAAAGCUUAAUCUUAAACCAGUGCCCUCCUGAUUUAUCGUAAUAUUGUUGGGAUAGAGUGUAUGAUAGUGUAUGAUAAGGUUCCAGGAUCUGAACUUGGAUCCAGCUGAAUGAGAUUCCUCCUCAUCUCUUGGAUCUUAUUUUAAUCCUUUUUUCUUUUCUUUUUUUUUCCUUUUUGUUCCAGUCACACUGUGAUUAAAGGCGAGGGCUGUUAUAACAGAGGCUUCAGAGUAAAGGAAAUGUUUUGUCUAAUCAAGGACUGCCUGCUUUUUAUGCAGUUACACUAAAACUGAUGCCAAUAUUAAUAUGAAAAUAGCCUUUUUAUAGUGUUACUAAAUCAUUUGUUAUGAACCACUUGUUCAUGGCUCAUCCAGUCCACUGUGCUUGAGGACCCAGUGUUCGGAUGAUGGUGGAGGGGGGUGUGCAUUGAAACCUGAGUUAAACCUUUAUGCUGUUUUACCCUUUCAAGGGCUACUUUUUAGAAAUUUAAAAACAAUCUUGAAAAUGUGACAGAAAGAUGUGAAUUGAGAGUUGCCAGGCAGGUUUAAGCCGAUUAAUUGUAGUUCACUCCAGCUAAUGUUUAAAUUGUUUUUUGCUGAUGCCACAACAUGUUUUUCUUCUCCUAUCUCUGUGGGGCCUUUUUUUUCCUAAUGCUGCUGCAUUAGAUCUCUUAAUACAUAAAACCUGCAGCAGUUAUGUUACAUGAAAUGAUACAUGGUGUUUAAAAAGACCCCACAGAGUUAUAAAGUGCCAAGUUGCACCCAGGUUGUUUUAAAAAGAAUGGCCAAUGUGGGCUGAAGGUACUUCACAUCUUUUCAGUUGUGAUUUUUAAAUUAUUAGAAGAUGAAGAAUUCUAAUCUGUCUUAAGAAGUCUAAUUUGAAUGACAAAUCAAAGUAGAAAGUUCAUCUUGUUGAUGGGUUUUGCUGAUGUUGGCACACAAGCAAAUACAGGUGGAGUAUGCUGUUGUAAACCAAUGUACCUUUUGUCAAAUUCAGAAAAUAUCUCCUCAUGGUUAAGGGCUGGCACACAGAGAGAGGCUUGGACCAGCCUAUUCAACAUUGUUCCAACAAGAGGAACUGUAAAUCUGGUACAUGCUAACUAUCUGCAUAUACUUACUUGAUGAAUAUCAAAAAGCUUUCUUUAGAAUUGCAGACUCCAUCUUCAGUUGUGCCCUUCUUUCAUAUUUACAGUUCGACUUGUAAAUGCCAAGUGGGUCAUGGGAGGCAAAUCUGAUACCUCACUUGAAGUGUCUGCCUGUUUGCAAGCCUUCUCAUAACUUAACUUGAAGUUACUUGAUAAUGCAGUUUUGUUUUCUUUUGUUUUUUUUCUCAUGAUUUUUGCCUUGGAUAUUGUGAAAGAGUUUUGGUCAUAGAGGAGGGGGUCCUUAAGAAUACUGUAGGUUGUUCUUGUUGAAAGCAGAUGUGAAUUUAAGAGUCCUCAUAAUUUCAGGGGAUGUCAGUGCAAAGUUCAACUUAAAUAAGUGUUGUCAAGUUCUUAAUUUAACUUGAGGCAUGUUGGGACCAAGGAUCUACUUGUUCGUGUUUUCUAAUUAAAUGUCAUUUGAGAGUCUUUCUAAA
Molecule: messenger RNA, 3038 nt
Organism: Stegastes partitus (bicolor damselfish)
Lineage: Eukaryota; Metazoa; Chordata; Actinopteri; Pomacentridae
Gene: dnaja1
Product: DnaJ heat shock protein family (Hsp40) member A1
Exons: 9
Coding region: 110-1333 (407 amino acids)
Biological process (GO): response to heat; protein folding
Molecular function (GO): ATP binding; Hsp70 protein binding
Source: RefSeq, a predicted model, not a curated record